This is a messenger RNA of Dioscorea cayenensis subsp. rotundata (Guinea yam), 1349 nucleotides long. RefSeq names its product transcription factor MYB60-like. The transcript has 3 exons. The record is from RefSeq and is a predicted model, not a curated record. Bases 167 to 1018 code for a protein of 283 amino acids. Gene Ontology annotation, biological process: response to auxin. NCBI's taxonomy places the organism in Eukaryota, Viridiplantae, Streptophyta, Magnoliopsida, Dioscoreales, Dioscoreaceae.
UUGUUGCAUGUUUCACUGAAUCAUGUGAGUAUCAAAAGAAAAAGAGAAGCUUUCUUCAAGUUGUAUGUAUAUAUAUCUAUAUAUACAUAGCACUCACAUGUUGAUGAGACACUAGUAUAAGGGAGACAAGAAGAAAGGUAGAGAAAAAGAGAGAAGCUGGUGUGCUAUGAUGGGGAGACCUCCAUGCUGUGAUAAGGUUGGGAUAAAAAAAGGUCCUUGGACACCAGAAGAAGACAUCAUCCUAGUAUCAUACAUCCAACAACAUGGCCCUGGGAACUGGAGAUUAGUUCCUAUCAACACUGGUCUAAUGCGGUGCAGCAAGAGUUGUAGACUAAGAUGGACAAACUACCUCAGACCGGGGAUAAAGCGGGGCAACUUCACUUAUACUGAAGAAGCCAUAAUUGUGCAUCUCCAAUCUUUGCUAGGCAAUAGAUGGGCAGCCAUAGCUUCUUAUCUUCCACAAAGAACAGAUAAUGACAUAAAAAAUUACUGGAACACACACCUGAAGAAAAAGUUGAGGAGGUUCCAGGCAUCAGUGGAUUGUUACAUGAAUUCCACAUCAUCUGGUUCUAGUUCUACAACAAGCCAUGAACUUCUAUCCGGUGGAUAUCAAAAUCCCAGGCAUCACCAAAUCCCUUCCGCCUAUGCAUCAAGCACAGAGAACAUAUCAAGGCUUUUGCAAGGAUGGGUGAUGAAGUCCAAAAUAACACAAGAAGAUGAAGUUCAAAGCAUCAUCACGAGUGAUAGCUACAAAGCAUCGUCAUCAUCUUUUGCUCCACCAGUACUUUCAAAUGAAGAACUUGAAUCACUGAUCCCUUUGGGGAAUGGUAGCAGUAGCAGCAGUAAUAAUAACAAUAUUAACAAUGAUAAUAAUAACAAUAAUAACAAUGGAGGUUGCAUUGGUGCAUGGGAGAAGUCUCAAUGCACAGUGGACAACCAGAACCCUCCACUGUUCAUGCUGGAAAAGUGGCUCCUGGAUGAGAGUGGUGUGCCUGCAGAUGCAGCACCACUCUUCUAGUGUACCAGCUUUACUGUUGCUGUUGUUACUUAAGAAUUCAUCUAAGGGUGGUAAUAAAGAGAUUAAGGUGUGGGAAUUUGUUUGCAAGUUUAAAGAGAUUAAGGUGUGGGAAUUUGUUUGCAAGUUUAAUAAUAAGUGUUAUGUGUGUUUGUGGCUUUAGUAAUCACUCAGUAAUAAAUAACUUUAUUCUGAGUUCUUUUGCCGAGUCUCUUCAACUUAGGGUAAAAAGACACCAGUGUUUUUCUUGUUAUAUCAAGAAAAUGGUGGCAACUAGUAAGAAUAUAAUAUAACUCUGUAAUUUGUGAUGUUACUUUUGUACCUUUCUUCUUGA